UAAGAAACUUAUCCUAAUUCUCCUUCUCCUACCUUGAUUCUCUAUUCAUAUCUGAAGUUUCCUCUCUCUCUCUCUCUCGGAAAUGACAGCACGGGUGAGUAGUUCAUUGGAACAAUCCCAGAACAAUAUUCAUACUGGGAAUUCUGGGAUUUUGGUUACCAAAGAUUUGCUGGGAAAUCUGUCAAAAGCUAAAGCAGAUCUUGAAUUUGAGGCAGGGGGGAAUAGAGGCACAAAAGUGCAGUUCGUCAUCACCAAAGUCGCCAUUAUCAGAUGGGAAAACCAAGAAUCCAUUGACGGAUUUCCUAAAAGAUUCGAAGCUUCAAGACUUGAACUUUCCACCAAUCAACCUGUUCGACGAAAUGACAACUUCACUCGACUUGAAGCUCCAAUCUGUUCGACCCAAAGCCUUUACCAAAGCGUCUGCACACUGGACAAGGUCAAAUACGCCCUGGAAAGAGCAGAAAAAGGAACCAUGAAAAAACGUUCAUCUUCACCACUGCCGUCACCGCCGCCGCUUACGGCGAAGACGACGUCUUUUCUGACGACGCCGAGAAUGUUUGCAGCUGCAUGUCCCGGUUGCUUGCUGUAUGUCAUAGCUUCCAAUACGAAUCCAAGGUGUCCUCGCUGUAAUUCUUUUGUUCCAUCUUCUUCACUGCCUAUGAAGAAGCCUAGGCUUGACCUCAAUGCAUCAUUUUAAUCUUUUUUUAAUAAAAAAUGUAUAAUUAUUGAUUCAUGUAAAUUG
This is a messenger RNA of Hibiscus syriacus, 742 nucleotides long. RefSeq lists its product as uncharacterized. The transcript has 2 exons. The record is from RefSeq and is a predicted model, not a curated record. Bases 83 to 697 code for a protein of 204 amino acids. NCBI's taxonomy places the organism in Eukaryota, Viridiplantae, Streptophyta, Magnoliopsida, Malvales, Malvaceae.